This is a messenger RNA of Formica exsecta, 2840 nucleotides long. RefSeq lists its product as uncharacterized. Gene Ontology annotation, biological process: iron ion transport. NCBI's taxonomy places the organism in Eukaryota, Metazoa, Arthropoda, Insecta, Hymenoptera, Formicidae. Gene Ontology annotation, molecular function: oxidoreductase activity; copper ion binding. The record is from RefSeq and is a predicted model, not a curated record. The transcript is spliced from 12 exons. Gene Ontology annotation, cellular component: plasma membrane. Bases 134 to 2794 code for a protein of 886 amino acids.
CAGCGAGCUGUUCGCAAAACGUUCACUUCCUGAAUCGAUCGGUCGGUCAGUAGUCGACUUAGAUCCGUGCAGGAUCGUUCAAACUGUAUGUACGUAUACGUGCUAUGGUACAACCCAGAUAUUCUGGGCCAUCAUGUCGUGUCUUCGCUAUUCGAUGGUUUUGAUAUUAGUUUCUUGUCCGAUUUCGGUUUUGUGUUCUGGGACAUUCGAUGAUUAUCAUGAAUGUGCGCGUCCUUGUUCCGGCGAAAUAUCUUCAAGAAAAACAUGCGUUUAUCGGUUCUUCGUCACAGAAUCGCACGGCGCAAUAAGUAGUUCCUGUAACAAAAUCGAAGACAAGGACGAGAUCUCCACAUGUACAAAUAUUAUCGCGUCAAAGAGCUUUUUGACAAUUAACGGAAGAAGUCCGGGACCAGCUAUACAAAUUUGUCUCGGCGACACAAUAGAGGUUCUUGUUUACAACAAAUUAAAAAGCGACGAGUUGACUUUCCAUUGGCAUGGAAUCCGGCAAAAAGAUUUUAAUUAUAUGGACGGUGUGCCUAUGAUAACACAAUGCCCUAUCUUACCCUACAAUGGUUUUCGUUAUAAGAUAAAUCCCGAAAGCGCAGGAACAUAUUUCUACCACGCUCACUCAGUCUCACAGCAAGGAGACGGAGUGUACGGGUCGUUGACAGUUCGAGGACCACGUGACAACGCCAGUCUAGAAAGGAUACUUGUACUGUCAUCAAGGUCAUCAACUCCGCUGACGCGACAAACACUCCUAUAUCCACCUACACCGGAUGAGCUCCUCGUAAACGGUCAGGCACGACAAGUAUUUGUGCGAGUAAAGCAUGGCUUUUCCUAUUUAUUACGUCUUAUUAAUGCCAAUGCUCACAACUGUCCCAUUUUACUAUCUGCCUACGGACACUCGCUCCGAAUAUUGGCUGCUGAUGGCAAUCCUGUACAAUCGAUGACGGGCACGCAUGUCGUUUUAUUCCCAGGUAAUCACGGGACACUUUGGGAAGACGUAGGCGCAUCUAGCGGGACGCGCGUCGGCAUGGAGUGGACGCGCGACAAGACCCUCGAGCUGCUCCGCGAGUAUCAACAACGGCGUGUCCUCUGGGAUUGGAACGCCCGGGGCUACCGGGACCGCGCGAAGCGCAAGCGAGCUAUCCAAGAGCUCGCCGAGAUUCUCUGCUGCAACACCCUCGAAGUUGAAAAAAAGAUCACCAAUCUCAAGUGCCAGUAUUCCCGAGAGGUGCACAAAAUUCAGAACAGCCGCGAUACCGCCACCGGCCCGGACGACCUAUAUGUCUCCAAGUGGUUCGCCUUCAAAGCUAUGCAAUUUCUACAAUUUGGCACGCGUAGAUACAGCAAGCGGAAGAAGAAAGUCGAGGAGGGAUCAAAGCUACAAGAAGAAUACAUUGUGAGCGACAUCGAUCCAGAAAGCAUAACGUUCAUGGACUGCAAUGAAGAGACAAACGGCUCCGGUACCGGUUCCUUCAAUGCUUCGCUAAGCGAGGACGCCGAGGAAUCCUCGUCGUCCAGUCUAAAGGCAAUGGAAUUAUAUAGUUGCUCCUUGCCGAGCCAAGACAGUUCGCCGGUCGAUCUCAACGAGGUCGAACGGAUGAAACUUGAAGCCGGCGAAACGGAUGAGAAAGGACGGAGAAAGACGAAGGAGGAGUUCGCCAAGUUCGGUGAGAGUAUUGCCGUGCAGCUCGCUGAAAUUCCCGACUCGUACUCAAGAUCGGUUGCCAAACUUAGGAUCAAUCAGAUUCUCUUCGAGGCAGAGAUCGGGGUUUACGCGCAAACGCGCGAAAGACUCGAUUGCAUUCUAAUGGCCGAACAGACGAUCGGCAAGUAUGCCUUCGACAUUCAGGGUCUUCGAGAUUGUCGUAAUUUGCGUCACGAGGCAUAUAUUUUUUACGAGAAUACCAGAUUGGAUUCGUAUGCGAUAAGGAGUACUAUUGACAACCUCGAUGAACAAGCGUUUAAGAUCAUUGAAAAUGGUCAUCAUUGUCAUAAGAUAUCGAACAAUGUCAUUUGUUCAUUGGAUCUGAAGAAUACACAAUUAUCGCAAUUGGAGGAAAAAGCGGACGAAACAAUCUAUGUGCCUUUCGACACAAAUGCCUUCUCAUUCUUUACGGACGAGAUGACAGACAAUUCUUACAAUUUUUACACAUCGAAACACUAUCCAGCUUAUUUGAGCUUAGAAAAAGGCACGACGAAGAUAUCGCAGAUUAACGGCAUGUCUUUCAAGUAUCCUUCAUCUCCGAUAUUAUCGCAACCGGAAAACACCCUGGAGGACUCGAUUUGCACCCUUGACAAACGUUCUAGCAAUUGUGCCGAUACACCGUUGUUUUGCGAGUGUCUGCAAAUGAUUCAAGUUUCACCGCGGAAAACAAUCGAAAUUGUAUUAAUAGAUGAAGGCUUCGGAGGCGAUGUAUCUCAUACGUUUCAUCUACACGGUUAUAAUGCCAGUAUCGUAGGCCAAGAGAGUUUCGAGCGACCUAUUACCAAAGAUGAAAUUAUAUCGUUGGACCGUAGUAGAAGAAUGCACCGAAAUCUUGUGAAUCCGGUACGAAAAGAUACUUUCGUUGUACCAAACAAGGGCUAUGUUAUUCUUCGAUUCUACACCGACAAUUUAGGAUAUUGGUUAUGGGAAGCGAGAAAUACUGCUAUACAUCCUCAAUUACUCGGGCCUGGAAUGCAAUUUGUAAUGAAAGUGGGGCUCGAUCGAAAUUUGCCUCUUGUGCCGAUCGACUUUCCUAGUUGCGGCAGUAACAAGGGCAUGGAUUUAAUAUUUGAGAACUCAUAAAUAUUUUAAAUAUUUUUUUAUGUAUAGCACAUAUGAGACACAAAAA